Camelus dromedarius (Arabian camel) is the source of this 8652-nucleotide messenger RNA. It is a transcript of the gene CDC42BPA, whose product is annotated as CDC42 binding protein kinase alpha. The coding region runs from base 1178 to 6715 and encodes 1845 amino acids. The transcript is spliced from 40 exons. Lineage: Eukaryota; Metazoa; Chordata; Mammalia; Artiodactyla; Camelidae. Gene Ontology annotation, molecular function: ATP binding; protein serine/threonine kinase activity. Gene Ontology annotation, cellular component: cytoskeleton; cytoplasm; actomyosin. The record is from RefSeq and is a predicted model, not a curated record. Gene Ontology annotation, biological process: actomyosin structure organization; peptidyl-threonine phosphorylation.
GGGGAGGGGUGGAGGGAAAGGAAGGGAGUGGCUGCGAGCCGGGCUGCCGCAGCCUCUGGUCUCCUCACCGGCGGCACCGACCCCUCCUCCUGCGCCUCGGCCGCUUCCCUCCUCGCCGGGGAAAGAUGCCCUUAACCCCGGGGUGUGAAGAAGGGGGAGACCUAGCUGCUGGAGCCGCCCGCGCCCCCGCCGCCGCAGCUGCUGCCGUCCGUGUCCUUUGAAUCCAGAAAAGCACCCCCUCGCCAGGGCGUCGGGAGCGUCGGCGGGCCGGCGGGCGGCCGCGGUGCGGGUGUGGGGGAGACCGGGCUCUCCCCCGGGCGCGGCCCAGGCCGGCGGCCCAGCGACCACCGACAUGGAGCGGGCUCAGGCGGCCGAGUAGCCGCUGCUCCCGGAGCCGGGGGCGAGUGCCGCCGCAGCCAGUCAGGCCCCUGGGUGAAGCGGGGAGGAAAAUGAAGAGUUUUCAUCGGAAUCCGUUGGAUAUAGGACUGAUUGCAAAGCCUUAAAAAUAAGGACCUCGGGAGGAGAAACGAAAAGCCUCCUUCGGGCAAGACUUGGCGUGCUCCGAGCCGAGGGGCUGCUUCAGGGACCUCGCCCCCUCCCUUUCCCGCUGGAGAAAUUGCCGCUGAUGCGUUAUCCAAGUGGUGGUUGGGAGGAUUUGCAGCAGAAUUUUUGGUUUUCCCUCCCCCUUACAUACAUUCUGUUUUUUUUUCCUCCCUUUUUGAUUUUCUUUCUUCCUGGGAAGUGAAUUGCUGAUGCACAUCGGACUUAAUUCAUUAAUGAUGCAACCGGAUUCGUUUCAGGAUUAUGUUGCACGAGUUGAAUUUUGAAUGAAGGAGAAGAGUUUUUUUUUUUAAAGAAGUGUUGACUUUUUGGUUCGCUGUACUUUUAAUUAUUUUAUUUAAAUAUACAACUUAAUUAUUCUUUUUAAAAUGUGUUAAAUGUGUAUUUUACGGUAACUUUCCCUCAAAUAUAUGUAUAUUUGCGAAAUUGAAGACGCUUCAGUUAAGUGAGUUACUGGUGUGUUGGAUGUUGAAUUCAGCCCCGGCAUUGCAUGACAGUUGUUUGAAUAACAAGUGGUUUAUUUUUUAAAACCACACCUUUUGAAAUUUAGGUUCAAAUAAUCAUAGUAAAAAUCGUUAUAGUAAUUGAAAGGAAAACCAGCAGAAAUAAAGCAAACAUGUCCGGAGAAGUGCGUUUGAGGCAGUUGGAGCAGUUUAUUUUGGAUGGGCCCGCUCAGACCAAUGGGCAGUGCUUCAGUGUGGAAACGUUACUGGAUAUACUCAUCUGCCUUUAUGAUGAAUGCAAUAAUUCUCCAUUGAGAAGAGAGAAGAACAUUCUUGAAUACCUAGAAUGGGCUAAACCAUUUACUUCUAAAGUGAAACAGAUGCGAUUACAUAGAGAAGACUUUGAAAUAUUAAAGGUGAUUGGUCGAGGGGCUUUUGGAGAGGUUGCUGUAGUGAAACUGAAAAAUGCAGAUAAGGUGUUUGCCAUGAAAAUAUUGAAUAAAUGGGAAAUGCUGAAAAGAGCUGAGACAGCAUGUUUCCGUGAAGAAAGGGAUGUGUUAGUGAAUGGAGACAAUAAAUGGAUCACAACUUUGCAUUAUGCUUUCCAAGAUGACAAUAACUUAUACCUGGUUAUGGAUUAUUAUGUUGGUGGGGAUUUGCUUACUCUACUUAGCAAAUUUGAAGAUAGAUUGCCUGAAGAUAUGGCUCGAUUUUACUUGGCUGAAAUGGUGAUAGCAAUUGAUUCAGUUCAUCAACUGCAUUAUGUACACAGGGACAUCAAACCUGACAAUAUAUUGAUGGAUAUGAAUGGACAUAUUCGGUUAGCAGAUUUUGGUUCUUGUCUGAAGCUGAUGGAAGAUGGAACGGUCCAGUCCUCAGUGGCUGUUGGAACUCCAGAUUAUAUCUCUCCUGAAAUCCUUCAAGCCAUGGAAGAUGGGAAAGGCAGAUACGGACCUGAGUGUGACUGGUGGUCUUUGGGGGUCUGUAUGUAUGAAAUGCUUUAUGGAGAAACACCAUUUUAUGCAGAAUCUCUGGUGGAAACAUAUGGAAAAAUCAUGAAUCACAAAGAGAGGUUUCAGUUUCCAGCUCAAGUGACUGAUGUGUCUGAGAAUGCUAAGGAUCUUAUUCGAAGGCUCAUUUGUAGCAGAGAACAUCGACUUGGUCAAAAUGGGAUAGAAGACUUUAAGAAACAUCCAUUUUUCAGUGGAAUUGAUUGGGAUAAUAUUAGAAACUGUGAAGCACCUUAUAUUCCAGAAGUUAGUAGCCCAACAGAUACAUCGAAUUUUGAUGUGGAUGAUGAUUGUUUAAAGAAUUCUGAAACAAUGCCCCCGCCAACACAUACUGCAUUUUCUGGCCACCAUCUGCCGUUUGUUGGUUUUACAUAUACUAGUAGCUGUGUUCUUUCUGAUCGGAGCUGUUUAAGAGUUACAGCUGGUCCCACUUCAUUGGAUCUUGAUGUUAAUGUUCAGAGGACUCUAGAUAACAACUUAGCAACCGAAGCUUAUGAGAGAAGAAUUAAGCGCCUUGAACAGGAAAAACUUGAACUUAGUAGAAAGCUUCAGGAGUCAACACAGACUGUCCAGGCUCUGCAGUAUUCAACUGUUGAUGGUCCACUAACAGCAAGCAAAGAUUUAGAAAUAAAAAACUUAAAAGAAGAAAUUGAAAAACUAAGGAAACAAGUAAGAGAAUCAAGUCACUUGGAACAGCAACUUGAAGAAGCUAAUUCUGUGAGGCGAGAGCUAGAUGAUGCUUUUAGACAAAUCAAAGCUUAUGAAAAACAAAUCAAAACACUACAACAAGAAAGGGAAGAAUUAAAUAAGGAACUAGUCCAGGCUAGUGAGCGAUUAAAAAACCAAUCCAAAGAGCUGAAAGACGCACACUGUCAGAGGAAACUGGCCAUGCAGGAAUUCAUGGAGAUCAAUGAGCGGCUAACAGAAUUGCACACCCAAAAACAGAAACUUGCUCGCCAUGUCCGAGAUAAGGAAGAAGAGGUGGACCUGGUGAUGCAAAAAGUUGAAAGCUUAAGGCAAGAACUGCGCAGAACAGAAAGAGCCAAAAAAGAGCUGGAAGUUCAUACAGAAGCUGUAGCUGCUGAAGCAUCUAAAGACAGGAAAUUGCGUGAACAGAGCGAGCACUAUUCUAAGCAACUGGAAAAUGAAUUAGAGGGACUGAAGCAAAAGCAAAUUAGUUACUCACCAGGAGUAUGCAGCAUAGAACAUCAGCAAGAGAUAACCAAACUAAAGACUGAUUUGGAAAAGAAAAGUAUCUUUUAUGAAGAAGAAUUGUCUAAGAGAGAAGGAAUACACGCAAAUGAAAUUAAAAAUCUGAAGAAAGAACUGCAUGAUUCAGAAGGCCAGCAGCUUGCUCUCAACAAAGAAAUUAUGAUUUUGAAAGACAAAUUGGAAAAAAACAGGAGGGAGAGUCAAAGUGAAAGGGAAGAAUUUGAAAAUGAGUUCAAACAACAGUAUGAACGAGAAAAAGUAUUAUUAACUGAAGAAAAUAAAAAACUGACAAGUGAACUUGAUAAGCUUACUGCUUUGUAUGAGAACUUAAGUACACGCAACCAGCAGUUAGAAGAAGAGGUAAAAGACCUAGCAGACAAGAAAGAAUCAGUUGCACAUUGGGAAGCCCAAAUCACAGAAAUAAUUCAGUGGGUCAGUGAUGAAAAGGAUGCACGAGGAUAUCUUCAGGCCUUAGCUUCUAAAAUGACGGAAGAAUUGGAAGCAUUAAGAAAUUCCAGCUUGGGUACACGAGCAACAGAUAUGCCCUGGAAAAUGCGUCGUUUUGCAAAACUGGAUAUGUCAGCUCGAUUGGAGUUACAGUCAGCUCUGGAUGCAGAAAUAAGAGCCAAACAGGCUAUCCAAGAAGAACUGAAUAAAGUUAAAGCAUCUAACAUCAUAACAGAAUGUAAACUAAAAGAUUCAGAGAAGAAGAACUUGGAACUACUAUCAGAAAUCGAACAACUGAUAAAGGACACUGAAGAGCUUAGAUCUGAAAAGGGUAUAGAGCACCAAGACUCACAGCAUUCUUUCUUGGCAUUUUUGAAUACGCCUACCGAUGCUCUGGAUCAAUUUGAAGAUUCCUUUUCUUCUUCCUCAUCUUCACUGAUUGAUUUUUUGGAUGACCGCUCUCCAUCCUGUACUCCAGCUAGCAAAGGCAGACGUACUGAUCCCGUUGAGAACACAUAUGUACGGAAUCCGAACGUCAAGUUUUACAUCCAGUCGAGGUCCACAUCUCCUUCCACAUCUAGUGAAGCUGAGCCAGUUAAGACUGUAGAUUCUACUCCACUUCCAGUUCACACACCAACCUUAAGGAAAAAGGGAUGCACUGGUUCCACUGGCUUUCCACCUAAGCGCAAGACUCAUCAGUUUUUUGUCAAAUCUUUUACUACUCCUACCAAGUGUCAUCAGUGUACCUCUUUGAUGGUGGGUUUGAUAAGACAGGGCUGUUCCUGUGAAGUGUGUGGAUUUUCAUGUCACAUAACUUGUGUAAACAAAGCUCCAACCGCUUGUCCAGUUCCUCCUGAACAGACAAAAGGUCCUCUGGGUAUAGAUCCACAGAAGGGAAUAGGAACAGCAUAUGAAGGUCAUGUCAGGAUCCCUAAGCCAGCCGGAGUGAAGAAAGGAUGGCAGAGAGCACUGGCUGUCGUUUGUGAUUUCAAACUCUUUCUGUACGAUAUUGCUGAAGGAAAAGCAUCUCAGCCCAGUGUUGUAGUCAGUCAAGUGAUUGACAUGAGGGAUGAAGAAUUUUCUGUGAGUUCAGUCUUGGCCUCUGAUGUUAUUCAUGCAAGUCGAAAAGAUAUACCCUGUAUAUUUAGAGUCACAGCUUCCCAGCUCUCAGCAUCUAAUAACAAAUGUUCAAUCCUGAUGCUGGCAGAUAGUGAGAAUGAGAGGAGUAAGUGGGUGGGAGUGCUGAGUGAACUGCACAAGAUUUUGAAGAAGAACAAAUUCAGAGACCGCUCAGUCUAUGUUCCCAAAGAGGCUUAUGACAGCACUCUACCCCUCAUUAAAACAACCCAGGCAGCUGCAAUCAUAGAUCAUGAAAGAAUAGCUUUGGGGAAUGAAGAAGGAUUAUUUGUUGUACAUGUCACCAAAGAUGAAAUUAUUAGAGUUGGUGACAAUAAGAAGAUUCAUCAGAUUGAACUCAUUCCAAACGAUCAGCUUGUUGCUGUGAUCUCAGGACGAAAUCGUCACGUACGACUUUUUCCUAUGUCAGCUUUGGACGGGAGAGAGACUGAUUUUUAUAAGCUGGCAGAAACUAAAGGGUGUCAAACCAUAACUUCUGGAAAAGUGCGUCAUGGAGCUCUUACGUGCCUGUGUGUGGCUAUGAAAAGACAGGUCCUCUGUUAUGAACUAUUUCAGAGCAAGACUCGUCACAGAAAAUUUAAGGAAAUUCAAGUCCCAUAUAAUGUCCAGUGGAUGGCGAUCUUCAGUGAGCAACUCUGUGUGGGAUUCCAGUCUGGAUUUCUGAGAUACCCCUUGAAUGGAGAAGGAAGUCCAUACAGCAUGCUCCAUUCAAACGACCAUACGCUCUCCUUUAUUACACAUCAACCAAUGGAUGCCAUCUGCGCAGUUGAAAUCUCCAGUAAAGAGUAUCUGCUGUGUUUUAACAGCAUUGGGAUAUACACUGACUGCCAGGGCCGGAGAUCGAGGCAGCAGGAGUUGAUGUGGCCGGCAAAUCCUUCCUCGUGUUGUUACAAUGCACCGUAUCUCUCAGUGUAUAGUGAAAAUGCAGUUGAUAUCUUUGAUGUGAACUCCAUGGAAUGGAUUCAGACUCUCCCACUCAAAAAGGUUCGACCCUUAAACAGUGAAGGAUCACUAAAUCUCUUAGGGUUGGAGACAAUUAGAUUAAUAUAUUUCAAAAAUAAGAUGGCAGAAGGGGAUGAACUGGUAGUUCCUGAAACAUCAGAUAAUAGUCGGAAACAAAUGGUUAGAAAUAUUAACAAUAAAAGACGUUAUUCCUUCAGAGUCCCAGAAGAGGAAAGGAUGCAACAGAGGAGAGAGAUGCUACGAGAUCCAGAAAUGAGAAAUAAAUUAAUUUCUAACCCAACUAAUUUUAACCACAUAGCACACAUGGGUCCAGGAGAUGGAAUACAGAUCCUAAAAGACCUGCCCAUGCCGGGUUUCCCUUAUCCGUCCCCUCAGCAUCACUCCGGUCUGAUCUCCUCUCCGAUCAACUUUGAGCACAUCUAUCACAUGACUGUUAAUUCUGCCGAAAAAUUUCUCUCUCCUGAUUCCAUAAACCCCGAAUAUUCCCCGUCUCUACGCUCUGUCCCCGGUACACCAAGCUUUAUGACUCUGAGGAACCCUCGGCCUCAGGAAAGUCGGACAGCAUUCAGUGGCUCAGUCAGCAUUCCAUCUAUCACCAAAUCCCGCCCUGAACCCGGUCGCUCCAUGAGCGCCAGCAGUGGCCUAUCAGCAAGGUCAUCCGCACAGAAUGGCAGUGCGUUAAAGAGAGAAUUCUCUGGAGGGAGCUACAGUGCGAAGCGUCAGCCCGUGCCCUCCCCAUCUGAGGGCUCACUGUCUUCAGGAGGCAUGGACCAAGGCAGUGACGCCCCAGCGAGGGACUAUGAUGGAGAGGACUCGGAUUCUCCGAGGCAUUCCACGGCUUCCAACAGCUCCAACCUGAGCAGCCCUCCCAGCCCCGUGUCGCCCCGAAAGACCAAGAGCCUCUCCCUGGAGAGCACCGACCGUGGGAGCUGGGACCCCUGAACGGCCUCCCGCUCUGAGCUCCCCUCCACUCACCUUCUCCCACUUUCCUGUCCUCUUCCACCUCUGCCUGAAGACCCCCGGCGGGGCGGUAGCAGUAGCAGGGCCGGGGGCCGAGGACCUGCAUCCACCCCCGAGACUGAACAGCAACCAUAAAGGCAGACUUUCAUUGAGCAGCUUAGAUUAAUAUUCAUUUCACUUCAUACUCUUAGAGUUGCUUUCCAUAAUACUUCACCCCUCCCCCAAAGGUAGCUUAAGUAGACAGAUUACACAGAUGUAAGUGAUAAGAAUAAGAUUAGACAGACGUUGUUUCCACAGUAGAGUCUCGUUGUAGCCCUGAGACAGCACCUGGGACUCGCCAGCGGGUCCCGGGCAGGUGCCAAGCCCAUUCAGCACCGCCGUGAAUGUCCCCCUGAUCGUUGCCAGUAAAUCCCUGUUCACUAAAACGAUGCAUAUUUUACUACAAUACAGAGUUUAAGUAAAUACACAAAUGUAGAGGUUAAAUACUGAAUGUAUAUAGUAAAAAGAAGCAUCUUGUAUUCAAUGAAAGAUGGAUGCAUAUAUGAGAGAGAGAUCAUUUAAUUUAAAGAAAUGUGUUGUUUCUCGUCUUUUCCAACUAAGUAAUUAAUGGUAGGAAGGCGUCAAGCUGACAUUAACAGAGGGAGAGCUGGGGACUGAGAGUUCUUCUAGUGCCGUUGCUCAGACUGGUCGCGGUCACCUGGGAGCUUUAGGAGGCGUUUGGAGGCUUCGGUUUCAUUGGUUUGGAGUGUGACCUAGGAACCAGACUUUGAACAUUUUUGAAGCCUCUCAGCAGCAUCAUUAAAAGGCAGAUUUACUUCUAUCCAAGACAUUUUUUUCUAGUGGUAGAAUUUGAACCUCACUUCUCAUUUAUUAUUUUAUUUUGGUACCUUUUGCAGACGAAUGUAGAAAUGCAGCUUUGUCACCUGGAUCCCCUCCAUCUGAAAGGACACAAGAAUGUCAUAGUUUCUGAAGGCCCAUAAAGAGGUUCCUAAAAGUGCUUUUUUCCUUGGCUGAUCCCCUCCCUCCCUGAGUUGCAGUGAGGCAUCUGUCCCCCUGGCUUCUUGGUAAGGAGUCUGUUUUGGGGUGAGGGGGUGUGAGUUUCCUCAGAUAAGCCUGGGAAGAAGAGUUUAAUUACCAAAUAAUAUAAAACCUCAAAUGCAAGGACUUGAACAGCCUUAACCAAAUAUUCUUUCCAUACCCAGUUCAGCCCAGGGCACUGGCAGGAAGGCAGCCCAGCGAGGCCAUCUUGACUGCGUAAGCAUUUCCUCCCUUAGUUGCCGUAUUGUGUUGUUAGUCACAUUUCCAUUUGAAUUCCUGCUGUUUUAAUUACCACAAGGAAAUGAGAUGCAGAACUUUAUUUCUCUAGAGUCAUUUCACCAGUUAAGCGCAGAAGUAGAGAAAGAGCUAGAAAUAAAAAUAUUCUCGUGGGAGUAAACAGGAUCUGCCUCUCUUUUACUUUAUAUCUAAAUUUCUCUGAGAGAUAGAAAGAUUUUCUGCUUUCUUCUUUAAAAUUCAACUAAAAUGGAAGUGUUUUCCUGCAGUAGCUCAUCUGAAUUGCAGUAUUUGAACUCUCGUUUCAGCCCUGAUUUCACAGCUUUCUCCUUAGCCACAGCUGUGCCCACCUUCCCACCACAGGCCACGGGGAGCCAGACUAUUCCCAAGUUGAUGCUGAUCUCUGGAGCAGGUUACUGAGGUUCAGUGAGGGAGGAAAGAAUUCUGUUUGAGGAUUAUAUUGUAAAAUGUUACAAUAGUGAAUUUAAAAUAAUAACAGCUUUGACAUUUAAACAUUCUGAGCUUGGUGCUUGCUCAGAUUUGAUUAUGUUUUACUUUGGAUGGGCACAAAUUACUGCACAACUCUAAUUUUCUAAAUCCUUUGCUUUCAGAAAAAAAGGUGUCAUGUAAAAUCCUUUUGUGCAUCC